Molecule: messenger RNA, 891 nt
Organism: Closterium sp. Naga37s-1
Lineage: Eukaryota; Viridiplantae; Streptophyta; Zygnematophyceae; Desmidiales; Closteriaceae
Source: the annotation of a GenBank genome assembly
AUGCUCCUUCGACCCUCUUCAAUCCUGCUAAGCUAUCCCACUGAAUUCACACUCUGCACGCACUCACCCACUCACUCGCUUGCACUCGUGCCUUCCACUGCUUGCUUGCGCUCGCUCCCUCCUCCUCCUCUCGCCGCUCUCACGGGCGGCACCAAGGGACCCUCCCCAGCUUCCCUCUGCCUACACCCCUCUGCCAGCACACCUACAGGCCGGCAGCAGCAGAAGGCAUGGAGGAGCAGUGGGAGCAGCGUGGCGAGCGGGAGAGGCGAGUGGUGGGAUGACGCACGGCCUGGGCUGGCCCUGCUGACCACUGCGCUCGCCCAACCUCCCGGCAGCACCAGCGCGACCGACCGUGGCGUCUCUGAGUGGCGCUGCGGCAGCAGGGGGAGUGUGGCGGCAAGGAGAGGCGCAUGGCCGUCUUCCCUCUGCCUACACCCCUCUGCCAGCACACCUACAGGCCGGCAGCAGCAGAAGGCAUGGAGGAGCAGUGGGAGCAGCGUGGCGAGCAGGAGAGGCGAGUGGUGGGAUGACGCACGGCCUGGGCUGGCCCUGCUGACCACUGCGCUCGCCCAACCUCCCGGCAGCACCAGCGCGACCGACCGUGGCGUCUCUGAGUGGCGCUGCGGCAGCAGGGGGAGUGUGGCGGCAAGGAGAGGCGCAUGGCCGUCUUCCCUCUGCCUACACCCCUCUGCCGGCACACCUACAGGCCGGCAGCAGCAGAAGGCAUGGAGGAGCAGUGGGAGCAGCGUGGCGAGCGGGAGAGGCGAGUGGUGGGAUGACGCACGGCCUGGGCUGGCCCUGCUGACCACUGCCCUCAACGGCGAGGCGAGGAGGGAGAGGUGCCGUUGCUGGCGAGCGCUCCUGCAUGCAGCUUCGACCCCUCCUCAAUAA